Molecule: messenger RNA, 948 nt
Organism: Anoplophora glabripennis (Asian longhorned beetle)
Lineage: Eukaryota; Metazoa; Arthropoda; Insecta; Coleoptera; Cerambycidae
Product: ankyrin repeat and SAM domain-containing protein 1A-like
Exons: 5
Cellular component (GO): cytosol
Molecular function (GO): protein binding
Source: RefSeq, a predicted model, not a curated record
AACGGAGUGAUAGAAGAAAACGACUUGAAGGACAUGGGCAUCGCUAGCGAGUUGGAACGUCAAAUAAUCUUAGAUGCAAUAAAGCAACUGCCACUGAAAAUUAACGAUCAACUACCUAAUGUUUGCAACAACAAUAAUGAACAAAACACGGUUAAAUUGUGGUUAAAAAAGAUCAAUCUCGAUCAAUACUAUGAUACUUUCGCUAAACAUUUGUAUCAUGAUAUGGAACGGGUGAAAAGGAUUUGGGACGUUGAACUGUCUGCUGUAUUAGAUAUAGAAAAAAUAGGGCAUCGGAAAAGGAUAUUAGCGAGCGUUAGUAGCGGCGAGCAUAUUGUAGCCGGACCAAAACUGGAAGAAAUCAGUAUAGAAGCUAACUUACUGAAAAGUAACCAACCGACAGGAGAGAUGCCAUCUCCCUCUACUCAUUCAAUUAACAGUAACACAGGAACGAUUAGGCACAGACAUAAAAAAUCCAGACCUGCGCCUCCCCCACCUAUAAAGAAAAACGUGGAACCAGAAAAGAAAUCGCCAGCAGAAAUAUUUGUGGGAGGCAGCAACUCUAUAAAGUCUCAAUGGAGGCACCAGCCUAUACUCCUAAUAACCAGCUGCGUCAAAUACUCAGCGAAUUAUCUGGGUUCGACAAUGAUAAAGGAGUUUAAAGGUACGGACUCCACCAAAAAGUCCAUUCAGAAAGUCAUGAAGUCUAAAGACCGUCCUGGAGAAGAGAUUUGUUUGUCGAUAUCUUACAGGGGUGUGAAGUUUAUUAAUCCUAUUGUUCAGAAAAUAAUCUGCGAACACGAAAUCAAGAACAUGAACUGCGUUUGCCAGGACAAUGAGAACCAGUGUUUCUUCGCGUAUAUCACGAAGGAUGGUGAUUCGUUCUAUUGCCAUGUCUUUCAGGCGGUUUCUCCGACAGUAUUUAUAGACCAGGCUAUAAAGAACGAUUAA